AGCCGCUUGCGGCUCAAGCCAAGAAAUCAUGGACGCUUUUGUGGCGCAAUGGCAGGUGCUGCCCAAGCCAAGCGCAAGAAGUCUCCACCAUGAGGUGCGCGGGCUCGGACGAGAGAAUCCUAACCUGGCAGGGCUCCUGAAAACUGGAGGAGCCUUGGCAACGCUUUAUCAAGCAUCCCGGCUUCUGAGUAGGACUGCAUUGCAGGUGCGUCGCAGACCUCUGCCAAUUGUGCGAGAGAAGCAAGUGGUGGCCACAAAGCGCUUGCCCUUGUGGCAACUCUCCGACGAGAUGUACAUGCAGCGGCAAGUGUCACCGGAUCCCAGCCUGUCUUGGACGGAGGUGCGACGUGCCCAAGCGCGAAUGAAGGAGCAGGUGAUGGCACAACAAUACAUCGACUUCCGGCACAUCGAGCGUGAGCUGGGAGGCUUUCGUUUGCAACCGAGAUAUCACAUCAGCGAACUUCGUGCUGGCAUGUGGCUCGAGGGCCGGGUCUCCCGAAGCAAUGACAAAGGAGUCAUGGUGGAUGUGGGCGCCUAUACCGAGCAGGGCGAGUGGGUGGACGGUUUUCUGCACAUGGGCCAAAUCAAAGAUGACGGUGGCUAUGUGCCACAGGGCAAGAUUAUGGACUUCGUGCAUCUUGGGGAGUAUGUUCGUGUGAGAGUCGUCGAAUGCGUCCCAUCCACGGGCAUCCUGCGACUGUCCAUGAGGGCAGAAGAAGAUCUGCCAGAGCUCUUCAUGGGGAAGCCCAGACCAUACAGUGUGCAUGACAUUGAGAAGGGCAUGCAGGUCACCGGGAUCAUUCGAAGAGUCUGGGACAAGUGGGCCCUGGUUGACAUUGGAUGUGACCGCUUGGCUCGAAUCCAUGCACGUGAACAUCCCCGAGAAAGAAACGAGUAUGGCUUCUACAACUGGGAGCGAGUCCACAAAUAUGCCUGGACUGCGUAUCCUCGUGGUGCACAGAUGGAAUUCUGGGUGGAGAAGGUGAAGAAUAGCCUACAUAUUGACCUCGUGGCCAACAGACCACCAUCAACGAAGCUCGCGGACAAGGUGGCAGCGAAGCGACGCACCGGCGAGGGCAUUCAACCCAUGGGCGAUCCCCGACCCGAGCGCUUGACGCGGGAGCAACUGCGAGAUCGCGAGAAGUCGGAGGCCGAAAAGGCUACUUGGAGUCCCUAUGUGGCGCAUGUGGAUGAGUGGCUCGAAGACGCCGCGGAACCCGACGAUGAGACGGAUAGCUGGGUGGCCAGGACGGAGAGGGAGCUUUUCGAAGAGUGGAAAGCUGACAACCCUGAGGAGGAGGAUGACAGAGGCUUCGACCUUUCACAACAGAUCGAGGAGGACUUUGAGGAUGCAGAUGACUUUGGAGAAGAUGAGUUUGCGGAGGAUGACUUCGCGGACGACUCCGAGUACAUUGCCGAUGAUGUCCCCUUCAGCCUGUCAACGGAGGAGGAUGGCAAAUGGGAGCUCGAAGAUUCUCCUGCAAGCCAGCCGAGUGAUGACCUCCUCUACUGAUUUCACACCAACUCGCCCAGUUUCUGGGCUGCAAGGUGUGUGCCCCGACCCUGCCGCUCCAGCACGCCGCACCAGCGCGGUGCUCGUGGUGCGCUCCUGACGUGGGCAUCCAGACGUGUGGAA
This is a messenger RNA of Durusdinium trenchii, 1636 nucleotides long. NCBI's taxonomy places the organism in Eukaryota, Dinophyceae, Suessiales, Symbiodiniaceae. The record is from the annotation of a GenBank genome assembly.